UAGUCUGUGGCGCGUCAUCGAUAUUGCCACUUGUUCCAUCUAUGGUUAUGCAGCCCUAGUCUCCAGCUGUUCUUUCUAAACAAUUUUUCAAACAAAUUCGACUAGAAAACAAAUGUUUUAGGAAAAUAUAGGAUCGCAUUAUUUCAAUGGCACAAUCUCGAAUAGCAGUGAAUGACGACUAUGAACACCCAGAUAAUCUAGAAUAUAUUUUAGAAUCUGUUCUGAUGCCCAGCGAGGACAGCUUAGAUUUCAUUCAGUUAAAGAACGAGUACAACUCUGUGAUUUUACAGCAAUGUCAAUGCGAAGGCAGUUGCUCAAGCAACGAAAGAUGCUCACACGGAGGUGCUUAUAGGUACUGUCCUGAUGGAAAAGAAUUAGUUCAAAGGCAAACUAAGGAAAAAGGCAGCAUCCCUAUUAUGGAGUGCAAUGCUUUCUGUGACUGUCGUCCAGACUUUUGCACUAAUCGACUUGUGCAGCAUGGUCCACGAGCCAAUUUGGAAGUAUUUAAUUCGACUACGUACAAAUCCAAGGGGGUGCGCACGAAAGUAAACAUUCCUUGUGGUGCCUUCAUCUGCGAAUAUGCUGGUGAAAUUCUAACUAUUUCUGAAGCCAAACGACGUCUAGCUAUCAAUGAGAAACUGGGAUUAAUGAAUUAUGUCUUAGUACUUAACGAAUACACUGAGACCGAUGACUGCCGUGAGGAGAAGCGACAAGUCACCAUCGUAGAUCCUUCUCAACGUGGAAAUAUUGGACGCUACAUUAACCACAGCUGUGAGCCCAAUUGUCAGAUAGCGGCGGUGCGAAUAGACUGUCCCAUACCAAAAAUAUGUAUUUUCGCAGCACGCAACAUUCUUGCCCAGGAAGAACUGAGUUUUCAUUACGGCGGAGAAGAUCAUCACGUAGAAGAUCAAGCAAGUGAUAGCAAGCCUUGUCUCUGCGCCGCUGAUAGUUGUGCUGGUGUUAUGCCAUAUACUGCAAUAAUAUAGAUCAGACAAAAACUCAGCUUUUUAAGUAUGU
This is a messenger RNA of Drosophila obscura, 1017 nucleotides long. Its product is annotated as probable histone-lysine N-methyltransferase set-23. The record is from RefSeq and is a predicted model, not a curated record. Gene Ontology annotation, molecular function: histone H3K9 methyltransferase activity; zinc ion binding; protein binding. The coding region runs from base 147 to 986 and encodes 279 amino acids. NCBI's taxonomy places the organism in Eukaryota, Metazoa, Arthropoda, Insecta, Diptera, Drosophilidae. Gene Ontology annotation, cellular component: nucleus. The transcript is spliced from 2 exons.